Solanum tuberosum (potato) is the source of this 738-nucleotide messenger RNA. RefSeq lists its product as uncharacterized. Gene Ontology annotation, molecular function: nucleic acid binding. Gene Ontology annotation, biological process: DNA integration. The transcript has 2 exons. Bases 1 to 738 code for a protein of 245 amino acids. The record is from RefSeq and is a predicted model, not a curated record. NCBI's taxonomy places the organism in Eukaryota, Viridiplantae, Streptophyta, Magnoliopsida, Solanales, Solanaceae.
AUGUCUGUUCCAUGGCCUUUCGUGGCAUGGGGAAUAGAUGUGAUUGGACCAAUAGAACCAAAAGCAUCGAAUGGUCAUAGGUUCAUCCUAGUGGCCAUUGAUUACUUUACAAAGUGGGUGGAAGCAGUAACUUUUAAGUCAGUGACCAAAAAUGUCGUGGUGGAUUUCAUUCAUUUCAACAUCAUCUGUCGAUUUGGUACUCCAAAGGCAAUUGUUACCGAUAAUGCUGCAAAUCUCAACAGUCGUUUAAUGCAAGAGUUGUCUUUUGCUUUGUUGGGUUAUCGCACUACAGUUCGUACGUCAGUGGGUGCCACCCCUUAUUCGCUGGUAUAUGGGACUGAGGAAGUUAUACCUGCAGAGGUUGAGAUUCCAUCCCUGCGGAUUAUUGUAGAGGCUGAAAUUAAUGAUGAUGAGUGGAUCAGAACACGCUUGGAGCAAUUAAGUUUGAUUGAUAAGGAACGAUUGACAUCAGUAUGCCAUGGAAAAUUGUACCAGAAAAGAAUGGCACGAGCAUACAACAAAAAGGUGCGUCCCAGGCGUUUCGAAGAGGGUCAAUUAGUGUUGAGAUGUAUUCUGCCACACCAGGCUGAAGUCAAAGGCAAAUUUUCUCCAAAUUGGAAAGGACCAUUCAUUGUAAAGAAUGUAUUAUCCAAUGGUGCUCUUUACUUAGCAGAUAUAGAAGGCAAAAUGAUAGAAAUGGUCAUCAAUGUUGAUGCUGUGAAGAGAUAUUAUAUAUGA